Messenger RNA from Hibiscus syriacus, 1465 nucleotides. Its product is annotated as putative glucuronosyltransferase PGSIP8. The transcript has 4 exons. NCBI's taxonomy places the organism in Eukaryota, Viridiplantae, Streptophyta, Magnoliopsida, Malvales, Malvaceae. Bases 23 to 1441 code for a protein of 472 amino acids. Gene Ontology annotation, molecular function: glycosyltransferase activity. The record is from RefSeq and is a predicted model, not a curated record.
GGAAGGAGAGAAACAGAAACGAAUGGAGAGACGAAACUGUGCUGUUACAUUCUUAAGAGUCUUGUUGGUGUUGAUGGCGGCGGUGGAAACGACGGCGCUUCACGGGGUUAAACCGAGGGAGAAGGAUCACCGGAACGCUUAUGCGACGAUGAUGUACAUGGGGACGCCGAGAGACUACGAGUUCUACGUCGCCACACGUGUCCUGAUCAAAUCCCUUGUUAAGCUCCGAGUAAACGCCGAUCUCAUCGUCAUUGCCUCCCUCGACGUUCCCCUCCGUUGGGUUCGUGCCUUGGAAGAGGAAGAUGGAGCAAAGGUGGUGAGGGUGGAGAACAUUAAUAACCCGUACAAUGGUCAAAAGAAUUUCGACAAGAGAUUCAAGUUGACACUGAAUAAACUAUAUGCUUGGAGUUUGGUGGACUAUGAUAGAGUUGUGAUGCUAGACGCAGACAAUCUUUUCCUACAGAGAACCGAUGAGUUGUUCCAAUGUGGGCAGUUUUGUGCUGUGUUUAUCAACCCCUGCAUCUUUCAUACUGGUCUCUUUGUGUUGCAGCCAUCGUUGUAUGUAUUUAAAGACAUGGUUCAUUCACUGGAUACUGGUAAAGAAAACCCUGAUGGUGCAGACCAGGGAUUCAUUGGUGCCUACUUCCCUGACUUGCUCGACCAGCCAAUGUUCCACCCACCUUUAAAUGGCUCCAACCUUGAUGGGCAAUACAGGCUUCCACUGGGCUAUCAAAUGGAUGCUUCUUAUUAUUAUCUCAGACUUCGCUGGAGAGUACCUUGUGGACCGAACAGUGUGAUCACUUUCCCCGGUGCACUAUGGUUGAAGCCAUGGUACUGGUGGUCUUGGCCUGUCUUGCCUUUAGGCAUUCAGUGGCAUGAAACUCGUCGUCAAACUCUAGGCUACGCGGCUGAGAUACCGAUCGUAAUGAUCCAAACCAUUAUCUUCCUCGGAAUAAUAGUAAUGACUCGACUAGCACGCCCCAGCAUCCCCAAACUAUGCUACCGGCACUCGGACAAAACCACGUCCUUGAUCCAAAUCGCCCUAAAGCUCGUAGCAAUCUGGUCGAUUCUCGCGGCCUAUAUAGUUCCCUUCGCUAUUAUUCCUCGCACAAUUCACCCAUUAGUAGGCUGGACGCUGUAUUUCCUCGGCUCCAUUGCUCUGUCAUCGAUAACGAUCAACUCGUUCUUGCUGCCUGCCAUUCAAGUUUUCGUGCCAUUGAUUGGGAUUUUUGGUUCUCUUCUGGUCAUGGCAUGUCCCUGGUACCCUAAUGGAGUUGUAAGAGCUUUAGCUGUUUUCGGCUAUGCGUUUUGUUUUGCUCCUAUCGCUUGGGGUUCGGCGGUUAAGGUCUUGGCUCGUCUUCAUGUCUCGCUUGAAAGGGAACAGUUUUUCCCAAAAAUGGCUGAAUCUUCACCACCUCCGGGCUUCAACAAGUUGUGCUGAGACUUGAUAUAUCGUGCAAUGAAA